Molecule: messenger RNA, 1665 nt
Organism: Panicum virgatum (switchgrass)
Lineage: Eukaryota; Viridiplantae; Streptophyta; Magnoliopsida; Poales; Poaceae
Product: protein RAE1-like
Exons: 12
Coding region: 350-1381 (343 amino acids)
Biological process (GO): transcription-dependent tethering of RNA polymerase II gene DNA at nuclear periphery; RNA export from nucleus
Cellular component (GO): nuclear pore
Molecular function (GO): RNA binding; ubiquitin binding
Source: RefSeq, a predicted model, not a curated record
AAGUACCAACACCGCCCCCCUCCACCAUCCCCACGCAGCCGUUGCUGUCCCUUCCGGCAGCCUCGAGAACCUCCCCCAUUCCCCUUCCCCUCCGCCUCGCCGACGGGGCCUCCCUCCGCUCCGCUCCGCACCCUCCCCUCCCCGCCGACGCACGCACCCGCGCGGCGCCGCCCGUCGACUCGGUAAGGACGCCCAGCCGUACCCUAGGUUGCUUGGUUUGGGCGGCGGGCGGAUAGUCUCGAGCCCGCGGGGGGGGGGGGGGGGGGGGGGUCGUACUCGCGGCGACCGCUCGAAUCCGAUCCCGGAUCCUCGUUCCCUCCCGGGGUGCGCGCGGAUCGAGGCGUAAGGGAUGGCGAGUCUGACCGGCCUCACCGCGAACCCUAACCCGAACAAGUCAUUCGAGAUCCAGCCCAACCCCGGCGACUCCGUCUCGAGCCUCAGCUUCAGCCCCAAGAGCAAUCUGCUGGUGGCAACCUCCUGGGAUAACCAGGUGAGGUGCUGGGAGAUUGUUGGCGGGAACAGUCAGCCCAAGGUGUCCAUAUCGCAUGAUCAACCGGUCCUCUGCUCAGCUUGGAAGGAUGAUGGAACAACUGUCUUCUCUGGAGGCUGUGACAAGCAGGUCAAAAUGUGGCCUCUGCUGUCAGGCGGGCAGCCUCAGACGGUUGCGAUGCAUGAUGCGCCUGUCAAGGAGGUCGCGUGGAUUCCUCAGAUGAAUCUUCUUGUCUCUGGAAGCUGGGAUAAGACUCUGAGGUACUGGGACACAAGGCAAGCAAAUCCUGUGCAUAUCCAGCAACUUCCAGAGCGUUGCUAUGCUCUCACAGUGAAUUAUCCCCUUAUGAUUGUGGGAACUGCUGAUCGUAAUCUUGUAGUCUUCAACUUGCAGAAUCCUCAGACGGAGUUCAAGCGUAUUCAAUCACCACUAAAAUACCAGACACGGUGUCUUGCUGCAUUCCCUGAUCAGCAAGGAUUUCUGGUUGGCUCCAUAGAAGGAAGAGUUGGUGUUCACCAUAUCGAUGAUUCACAACAAAGCAAGAAUUUCACCUUCAAAUGUCACAGGGAAGGAAAUGAUAUAUUCUCUGUCAAUUCACUGAACUUCCACCCUGUCCAUCACACAUUUGCAACUGCUGGAUCUGAUGGUGCUUUCAACUUCUGGGAUAAGGACAGCAAGCAGAGGCUGAAGGCUUUUAGUAGAUGCCCUCUUCCCAUUUCUUGCAGCACCUUUAACAGUGAUGGUUCCAUAUUUGCUUACGCGGUCUGCUAUGAUUGGAGCCGUGGGGCUGAAAACCACAAUCCUGCAGCUGCAAAGACAUCCAUCUACCUCCACAGUCCACAGGAUUCUGAGGUCAAAGGAAAGCCGCGGAUUGCAACAGGCAGGAAGUGAUUUGGUUCCAACUUGCGGGAUCCAUUCGUCUUUAGGCCAGUCACCAGUUUUGUUAUGCCCCCUCCUGCAUUGGAAGUCUGGUAGAUGUAAAUUUCAGGGUACCUGUAGCGUCUAGGCACUGAAUAUAGGGAUCCCGUUUCAAGAUUUGGAUCCAACACCAUAUUCGAAUUCGAUCCGGUGUGAAAGGGUUUUUAUCCAUCCGUAUCCGUAUCUGAUUUCGAGUAUUGAAUAUCCGUAACCGAUCCGUAUCCGAAUGCUCAAAAGUUAUAUUUUUAUGAUGUCGA